Sclerotinia sclerotiorum 1980 UF-70 is the source of this 1899-nucleotide messenger RNA. RefSeq lists its product as hypothetical. NCBI's taxonomy places the organism in Eukaryota, Fungi, Ascomycota, Leotiomycetes, Helotiales, Sclerotiniaceae. Gene Ontology annotation, cellular component: MUB1-RAD6-UBR2 ubiquitin ligase complex. Gene Ontology annotation, biological process: ubiquitin-dependent protein catabolic process; establishment or maintenance of cell polarity. The transcript has a single exon. Bases 1 to 1899 code for a protein of 632 amino acids. The record is from RefSeq and is a predicted model, not a curated record.
AUGAGAGAAGUCAAUUUCAGUAUUCCAAAUGUCAAUAAGGCUUCGGUCGGUAUCACGACAGCUUUGUACGAUCGUCGAGCCCUUGAUUGUACUUCAACACUACCUUUGAUCAAUUCGCUCAAUCAUCUUGCCUAUCUCACCACUUCAUCCGCCAGAAUUAGAGAUAUCCUUACGGUCGAUGGUGGUGUCGAAAGAUUGGUCUGCCUUCUUAAGGCUGGGAGAAGCAAAGAUAUGAUGGACAUGUGGAAAUGGAAUCUGGCAUUCCAAUGCGUUGUCAAUAUUGGUGUACGAGGCUCCGAAAAUGUUCGAACCAGGGUCGUCGAAGCGGAUAUGGUUCCAGUUAUCGCAACAAUUCUUGAUAAUUACAUCAAAGUGGUUGACAGAUGCAGAGAGAAAGCCGAAGAAGCUAAACAGAAAGCUUUGCUUGAACAUAGACAUCAGACCGGGCGAUCAGGAGACCAUCGAAGUACACACAAGGGACCUUCAUUCGGCAAUCGAGCAUCGCGAUUUGAAUCCGAGUUUCGAGCAUCAAGACGUCAACCACCUCCACCUUCUAUCGAUAUCCCCUCUAAUUUCUCGGGUGCUCCAUUGACAGCUGGUUCAGAUGCCAUGGAUAUUACACCAACUGGGCCUCAAUUCGCUCUUACAUCUCCUCCGGAGCGAACCACAUUCUCCGCCCACAGACAUCAUCAUAGAAACCAAGAUGCGAGGCAGCACUUCUUGUCACCACGCCAUAAUAUCCAACCACUUGCGACUGCAGUUCCUUCUAUGGAUGCAGCUGAUGGAUUUAACAUCAGACCUGUUAGAGAUGUUGACCGUUUACCAUCAAUGGUACCAGGAUUUCAAGGCGGCCUAACAUCUCAACCCGAAUCUCCAACAACUCCUCUACCUGCACAAAUUCGGUCUCCUACUGUUCGAACCACAUCAAUGUCCGUCGGUACACCUAGAUCACGGAGACGUCCAUCCAUUAGGCAUCAAGCUUCGACUGCUGCCGAUACAGAAGACAUGAACGCUGAUAGCAUGGCUUCUGAUGAAUCUGGUGAACCAGAUAUCACCGGUGUAAGCACAGCAGAAAUUCAAUCUACAAAUGUCAACAUUCAGGAUGUUAACAUGGAUGAGAACGAUUCUAUGCUCACAGCCGUCGAAACACCACUUGGCCUUACCACUCCCACUGUUUCCGAAGCACAGGAUGCCGGAACAUUCAACAUCACCCACCGAUCUGCCAUUGAUGGCAGCAUGAUUAAUGACGCUACAACCCCAACUGGGCCCACAAUCGGCCUCUCACCAGCUCAACCCGCAACCGUUAAUACACCUCCUACCAUGCUUCCUACGACAAUCCCUAGAUAUUUCUUAGAUAGACCAACGCCACCACAAGGACAAGUUUUGGCUGCUAUGCCAAGAGAUGAAGAUGUCUUGAUGUCUCUUCAACUUUUAGCAUACGUUUCCAAAUACUGCAACUUGAGAUCUUACUUUCAACAAUCUCAUCUCGUUCCAAAACUUAAGAUCGGCUCCGAACUUCACCUACUCGACGUUGAGGAGAAUGCCUCCUCUAAUGCUAAUCCCUCAACCGCAUGCUCCUCUCACUCUCACGAUGACGAAGAAGAAUAUUUACUUCCAGACGAUUUCAAUAUUUUCCCAUUGGUUGAAAAGUUUACAGUCAGACAUCAUAGUCAAGAUAUGCAAUACUGGGCAGGAGUUGUUAUGAGGAAUUUAUGCCGAAAGGAUGAUGCUCGAGGAGGCAUCAGACAAUGCGCAUAUUAUCAAUGCGGGAAGUGGGAAGAAUAUACCAGGCAAUUCGCAAAAUGCAGAAGAUGUAGAAGAACAAAAUACUGCAGCAAAGAAUGUCAAAAGAGUGCAUGGGUAUUUCAUCGACAUUGGUGUGUUCAAGCAUCUCAAUGA